This is a messenger RNA of Brachypodium distachyon (stiff brome), 1248 nucleotides long. RefSeq names its product protein STRICTOSIDINE SYNTHASE-LIKE 10. Gene Ontology annotation, biological process: biosynthetic process. NCBI's taxonomy places the organism in Eukaryota, Viridiplantae, Streptophyta, Magnoliopsida, Poales, Poaceae. Gene Ontology annotation, molecular function: strictosidine synthase activity. The transcript has a single exon. The coding region runs from base 174 to 1211 and encodes 345 amino acids. The record is from RefSeq and is a predicted model, not a curated record.
GCCAACACCACCGAAUCGGACUUGGCCAUCACAUUCGAUGCAGUAUAAAGAGGACAGCCACCCGGCCGAUCCUCUCCACAAAAAUCGUUCGAGCGAAAUCGAUUGCAAGAGCUCUCUAGCGUACGUGCCAACAACAACACGCGAGCGAGCGAGAUCAAUCCGAACAAACAAACAUGGGGUGCAGCAUGAGUCGUCUCACCAAGGCGACCGUAUCGCUCGUCAUCCUGGCUCUGCUCAUAAUGUCCGGUGCCGCAGCAGCCGCUGUCGCCAGCUUCGACGCCACCCGCAGCCAACAUCUGCAGCUGCCGCGCGGGUUGCUGCGCGGCCCGGAGAGCGUCGCCUUCGACGGCGAGGGCCACGGCCCGUACAGCGGUGUCUCCGAUGGCCGCGUCCUCAAGUGGAACGGCGACAAGCUCGGCUGGACGACCUACACCUACAGCCCGGGCUAUAGCAGCAAGAUGUGCACCGCGUCCAAACUUCGACCGGAGACUCUCACCGAGAGCCGUUGCGGUCAGCCGCUUGGUCUGCAGUUUCACCACCAGUCUGGAAACCUGUACAUCGCCGAUGCCUACAAGGGGCUCAUGCGGGUUGGGCCGGGCGGCGGUGAGGCGACCGUGUUGGUCAACAAGGUUGAUGGCGCACCUCUCCGCUUCACUAAUGGUGUUGACGUCGAUCAGAUUACCGGUCAAGUAUACUUCACGGAUAGUUCUAUGAACUACAGGAGGUCGCAACACGAGAUGGUCACGAGAACAGGAGACUCAACAGGCCGUCUUAUGAGGUACGACCCAAGGACGCAUAAUGUUACCACACUACAAGCAGGCCUGACAUACCCAAACGGUGUAGCUAUCUCUCCUGACCGGUCACACCUAGUGGUUGCGUCUACCGGACCAUGCAAGCUCCUACGGUACUGGAUCAAAGGGUCCAAUGCGGGCAUGUCCGAGCCAUUUGCCGACCUUCCAGGCUACCCCGAUAAUGUGAGGCAAGACAGAAGAGGAGGUUAUUGGGUGGCGUUACACCGUGAGAAGAAUGAGCUACCCUUUGGCAUUGAUAGUCAUUUGCUCGCCGUGAGGAUUGGACCAAAUGGGAAAGUACUUGAAGAGAUGAGAGGACCCAAGAGUGUGAGGCCAACCGAAAUAAUGGAGAGGGACAACGGAAAAUACUACAUGGGCUCCGUCGAGCUACCUUACGUUGGCGCAGUCACACGUAAAUAGGGAUCCAUUUAGCAUGUUUAGCUUUUCUAUUUGUCAU